Cyprinodon variegatus (sheepshead minnow) is the source of this 2785-nucleotide messenger RNA. RefSeq names its product TRAF-type zinc finger domain-containing protein 1-like. The transcript is spliced from 12 exons. NCBI's taxonomy places the organism in Eukaryota, Metazoa, Chordata, Actinopteri, Cyprinodontiformes, Cyprinodontidae. The record is from RefSeq and is a predicted model, not a curated record. Bases 337 to 1941 code for a protein of 534 amino acids.
AUUUUGCAGCAUUUUGCUCUAUGUGAGGAUUUGUAGGAAAAUUAUUUCAACAGUAUUACAUUUUUUUACUCACCUAGAGGGGUAUUGUAUUUUAAAUAGAGAAAGUCAUGCCUUUUUCAUCGGUAGAAAUAUUAAGUUAGGUGUUUUCUGUUUUUUUUUGGCUGACGAGCAGGCAGCCUGAAAGACAAAACUCUGGGCAAAAAAGAAAAUCCCAGCUAUCGAGACGGGCGCAGCGGAGAAUCCACAGUUUUUCUAUUCUUGUCAUCCUCAAGCAGUUUGUUUUGUCUGGCAGUUUGGUUUAAUACCAUUCAAGGACCAAAGGUCACCAGUGGAGUCAUGGAGGAGAAAAACACACAGUUCUGUGGCAAUUGCAAGCAUGACAUUCCAGAAGCCAAUUUCACCACUCAUGAGAUCCACUGUAGAAGAAACAUCGCCCUCUGUGAUGUUUGCCAGGAGCCAGUCCCCCACUCAGAGCUUCAGGAGCACAAGAUCCAAGAGCACACACAGAUUACAUGCAAGUGUGGAUUAAAGAUGGAGAAGAAUCGAAGCGAAGUUCAUCAGAGCUCUGAAUGCUCCCAGCGGCUGACCCCAUGCCCGUACUGUGAGCUGGAGCUCGUCUUCAGCCAGUCCAAAGAGCACGAGGACUAUUGCGGAGCACGCACCGAACCUUGCCCAAACUGCAAGUGCAAUGUAAUGCUGCGCGAAAAAGCUGUGCAUCCAGUCUUAUGUGGGAGCCUCACACCUCCCCAAGAGAGGAACAACAACAGGACGGGCUGCGUUCAGGCGGAGAACCGAUCUUCAGACGAAUGGUUUGAUACCCACUCCAUUAGAAACCUCCUAAGAGCCCAAGAUGGAGCCCCUAAAAAUAAUAACAUAAGCGCAGCGGAGGGUUAUUGCUUUGGUCGGCCAUUUGGGACCUCAGCUUACAGCAGUUCAGGCGAGGAUCAGGAAACGGGAGGCUGGAAGAGUUCAGCAUCUCAUGGUACAACAUCCAACCUAUUUCUGGGACAAGAAAAUUUUCUUCAUGGGAGCAGUAGUGAGCAUCCCCCUGACGAGGAGUCAUCAGGCCUCAAUUACGACUACAUGAUGGCCCUCAGCCUCCAGAGUGAUGGAGAAUCAGCAGCCGGAGGUGCAGACGACAGCAUGUGGAGGAAUAUCUGGAACCACCAGGACAAGAAGACCAACUCAUCAGUAAGCUCUUCAUUUCCUCAGUCCCACAAGAAAAACAUAAACCAAACUGAAGGGACGGGUACAGUCCAGGCCACGGGACAAACAGAUACCAUGCUUCCUUGUGAGUUUUGUGAAGAGUUGUUUCCAGAAGAGGACCUUAUUCUGCAUGAGACCGGAUGCAGUCCUGCUUCUGCAUUUGAAUCUUUUAGCAAGAAGCCGUCUUCACCUCCUAAAGAGGACAGAAUGGGCAGAAAUACAUCAGGGAUGAUGCAGAACUUUCCGAACCCGCUGGCCUCCAACAUUCCCACCUUCCCUCGAUCAGUCUCCCCGGCCUCUUACAGUCCUCCUGCCAGUCCACUAGAGGGCGACGUGGUUAUUCCAUGUGAAUUCUGUGGAGUGGCUCUGGAGGAAGCUGUUGUCUUUCACCAUCAGGACAAAUGUGACAUGCGGACCGAGGACGGCCAGCAGCUGAACAACAGACCGAAACCAUCCAGUCCAAAUCCUCUGAGCCAUGAUAAAGAUGUUUAUGGACAAUCAUCUUCAGAUUUUCAGAGAAAAGGACAGCACAGAGACUUUUGGGACACAACAGCUCCCCAAUCCUCUGAAGGAUUGAAAAGGAGGACAUCCCGGGAAACAGAGGGAGCAGAUUUCUUUCAACCUGACUAUGACACAGCUGGCUCUGCGUCAGCAACAGGAUUCUAUGUGCCAGCAAACAAAGAAGGACCAGAAAGCAGAACAAAGCCACCCAAGAGGCAGAACGAGGAGCCGUAGGAGGAGUCAGAGCUGGAAGUUCUCCCUUAUGUGUUUUUGCACACUUUGUACAGUAAAGGUAUAACCACCUAAGUGCCUUUGAAAACUUAAGUAUCUCACCGUUUAUACUCUAAUGACUUUUACAAACCAUCUCUAAGUUGAUUUCAUGUCAAUGUUUAAACGUAAAAUCUGAUAAAUGAAAAAAAAAAUUUUUGAUUAACAUUGUAUUGUUUUUUUUUGUUUUUUUUAUUGUAUGAGUUCUGGUUUAUAGGCGAUUACUGAGGUCAUCUAAAGCAGACCCAGUUCAAGUUAAUCUGCACCAUGUUUUGGCUGCCAGCAGCGUCUGGCUUUCCUUGUCGUGUGCCAGCUCCUCCAGAUUCUUCCUUUGUCCUCCUUUGUUUCUGUUCCUUUAUGAAGCACGUGGAGAGACUCUUUAAAAGAUUCUACCGGCAACAGAUUAGAUUUGUUUAUUUAUGUUUGUCUGACCAAGAGCGUAGGAAUAUUUUUAGCAUCAGUCCCAUUCUGUACUAUUUGUAACUGUACUGUUUGUAACUGUCUCUGUAACAUUUGUCUUUCCUGAUUUCCUCUCACUAAGCAGUGAUGCUUUUUUGUUUAUUAAUCUAACCUAUAGAUCCAGUCAUAUUUUAUUAUAUAGAGAUGGCUUUAAAAGCAUAAUAUGUUCUUUUGUGUUUAACAGAGUAGAUGUAUGUAGUAAACCAGGAAGGGUUUAGUUGGUAGAGCUGCUGCUAAUCCAGGAGAACAACAUUCACAGUGGAUUUAAUGCACGUAUGCGCACAGCUGAAUAUUCCUGUUAAACAACUGAUGUGGUGACCUUUGUCUUGUGCUGUGAUUAAAUAUUUUAAUA